GGGAAGUGGCAGUGGAGCCGCCGGGCUGCACCAUGUCCCUGCCGCCGGAGAAAGCGUCUGAGCUCAAGCAGCUCAUCCACCAGCAGCUCAACAAGAUGGAUGUCCAUGGCAGGAUAAGAGAAGUCCUUGCUGAAACUAUACGGGAAGAAUUGGCACCUGAGCAACAACUUUCAACAGAAGAUUUAAUAAAAGCUCUUAGACGACGAGGAAUCGUAGAUGAUGUCAUGAAGGAGAUCACUUUUGUUACUGACCUAGCUGAUGGAGAACUGACUUCCUCUCCAAAACCAUCUAAUUUUAAUGAUAAGCAAUCAACCCUAUUGAAAAAAACUAAUAUUGAUCCAACACGGAGGUAUCUUUACCUUCAGGUUUUGGGUGGAAAAGCUUUCUUGGAACAUCUACAAGAACCUGAUCCUUUACCUGGACAAGUUUGUUCUACCUUCACUUUAUGUUUACAUUUUCGAAACCAACGUUUCCGCUCUAAACCUGUCCCAUGUGCCUGUGAACCAGAUUUUCAUGAUGGCUUUUUGCUUGAAGUACACAGAGAAAGCUUAGGUGAUGGAACUAGAAUGGCCGAUGCAACAACAAUGUUAUCAAUAUGUGAUCCAGUACAUAUGGUUCUAAUAAAAACUGAUAUAUUUGGUGAGACCUCUUUAGUAGCAUCCUACUUUUUGGAAUGGCGAUCAGUCCUUGGCUCAGAUAAUGGAAUGACCAAUAUUGCUGUGGAACUUCUAGGUGUAGGUACAGAAUCAAAAGUUUCUGUUGGAAUUUUAAAUGUAAAACUUGAGGUAUAUCCACAACUUAAUCAAACAUUGUCCCAAGAAAUAGUAAAUACUCAGCUUGCUUUGGAACGACAGAAAACAGCAGAGAGAGAGCGUUUAUUUCUUGUAUAUGCUAAGCAGUGGUGGAGAGAAUAUCUGCAAAUACGACCUUCCCAUAAUUCGAGACUGGUAAAGAUUUUUGCACAGGAUGAAAAUGGAAUAAAUAGACCAGUAUGCUCUUAUGUCAGACCCCUUCGAGCUGGACGGCUCCUGGAUACUCCAAGGCAAGCAGCAAGAUUUGUUAAUGUCCUUGGUUAUGAAAGAGCCUCUGUUAUUGGAGGAGGAGGUAAACACGAACAGUGGUGCACUCUACUGGCCUUUCUCUGUAGAAACAAGGGUGACUGUGAAGAUCAUGCUAACCUUUUGUGCAGCCUUCUCCUUGGAUAUGGAUUAGAAGCCUUUGUUUGUGUAGGGACAAAGGCUAAAGGAGUCCCUCAUACCUGGGUCAUGACGUGUGGGACUGAUGGCACCAUUACUUUUUGGGAAAGUUUAACAGGGCAUAGGUAUAUCCAUAAGCCCAUUAAUCCUGAUGAUCCUCCAGCUGUUGAGCAACCCAAACCACUUUACCCAUAUCGAACUAUAGGGUGUGUUUUCAAUCAUCAGAUGUUUUUGGGAAACUGCCAACCUUCUGACUCAGUAGAACUUUGUGUAUUUGAUCUGAAUGAUGAGUCCAAAUGGAAACCCAUGAGCGAAGAAGCAAUCAAAUCGGUUUGUGCUCCUGGGGCCACAACUUCGCUUCCUCUCUUUCCCCCUCUUUGUGCUUCAGUGAUUGAUUCUUCAGUAACAAGUAAUGAAAUCGAGAUGCAACUGAGAUUGCUGGUGUCAGAACACAGGCAGGAUCUUGGCCUCACUACCGUGUGGGAAGACCAGCUCUCCUAUCUUUUGUCACCAGCUUUGGCAUCUUAUGAAUUUGAGCGCACAACUAGCAUAUCUGCAGGAAAUGAAGAAUUUCAGGAUGCCAUACGGAGAGCUGUACCUGAUGGUCAUACAUUUAAAGGCUUCCCUAUACAUUUUGUUUAUAGAAAUGCAAGACGAGCAUUUGCUACAUGUCUCCGGUCUCCUUUCUGUGAAGAAAUAAUCUGUUGCCGAGGGGAUCAAGUGCGACUUGCCGUCCGUGUUCGAGUAUUUACCUACCCUGAAUCUGCUUGUGCUGUUUGGAUCAUGUUUGCUUGUAAAUAUCGAUCUGUGCUGUGAAAAGAAUCACACUUGUUUUCUUUUGAUAGAGACUUGACACUGUACAUCAUUAGCCAUUCACAGGUGCUUUCUUGUAAAAUCACUCUCUGGCUCAUAUAUCACAAUUUCAGUUUUGUAUAUAAACUUAACAAAUAAUGUUUGCAAAUAUUGGUGUGUGUAUUUAAAAAUUAAGGAUGAAAGACUUGUGUAAACUUGCGUGGGGUGUAGCAUAAAUUAAGUGUGUAUUUUAAUAAAUGCCACAUUGUUUACAGGUAUUCAGUAGUAUAAAUAUAAUAUUACUCAGUUUUCUGAAAUUCAUAAUUAUUCAUCCAAAAGGUAUGUCUCUAAGGGUACUUACUUGUGGUAAGAUCAGUAGGACUACUAAGUUUUAUAAAUAAAACUAUUUAAAGUUUGCAGAGGCAGAAAUAAUGUAAGUUAAUUUUAUAACAGCAAUAUAGCUGAAAACAGGUGAGAAAAGUAGAUUUUAAUAGAUCACUACAGGGUCAGCCAACCAAUAAUUCUUUAGUAUUUGAUCAUCCUAAAGAACCUCUGAAGAAAGUAUGAAGGAAAACAACUAGUAAAGCCGACAUUCUUAACAAAUAACACAAAACAGAUACCACAUAAAACAAUUGAAUUCUGUAAAUGUCAGGGUUACUUAGUUUGAUAAAUUGAUUGGGUGUUAAUUGUGGGGAGGGGAGUACUUUGUCAAUGACACUGAUAAAUUUUAGUUUCUAUGGAAUAUUGUCAGCCCUGUGUAUGUUACCUCCAAAAAAUUCACAGCCAUCAUCUGUACUUGGAAGAGCUCAGUGAUUCUCGCCGUUUUAGCUCAUUUCCUUUCCAUCUUUAAACCUGUGACAUGAUAAGAUAUAUUUUCAAAAGGCCUAUCCUAACCUAGCUUAAUCCUUGUGAGGCAUGUGAAAAUGAGUAGGUAUGAUAGAUUUAAUGCACACAUUAAUUAUAAUCUUCAGGGAAUGCUAUUUUACCACCAGUGAUGAUAUCACAUUACAUUUUAUAAUGCUUUACAAUUUUCAAAGCACUUUCGCAUGUUAUUUAAUUUGAUCCUUAAAAUGAUUUUGUUAGGUUUUGCAAGACUUCCCUCUACUUAACAGAUGACAAAGUUGGGACUCUCUUUAGUUAAAGAGAGUAAAAGCCCAAGGCAAAUCAGUAGUAAAUUGCAGAGAUUGUACUAGAAUCCUGGUCUUCUGACCACUAGUCUGUAAUAUACCUUGUUACUCCCAGAUAAUCAUGAUCAAGGGAAGCACUUGAGAGAUUGUGUAUGCCUUUUUUAAUAGAGGCAGUAAGAGUUUGAAUGGUACAAAUGAUAGGUUUGACUCUUCUUGCUUCUUCCUUAAUAGUAUUUUAUUUUUCCGAUUACAUGUAAAGAUAGUUUUCAACAUUGAUUUUUGUAAAGUUUGGAGUU
Molecule: messenger RNA, 3411 nt
Organism: Vombatus ursinus (common wombat)
Lineage: Eukaryota; Metazoa; Chordata; Mammalia; Diprotodontia; Vombatidae
Gene: CEP76
Product: centrosomal protein 76
Exons: 12
Coding region: 33-2012 (659 amino acids)
Source: RefSeq, a predicted model, not a curated record